AUGGCAAUCGAGCUCAUGCGGAUUCCCAUCUCCCGUUCUUCUGCAAGGUCCCUGCUUACUUCCAAACCCUGGAUGCGACCAUGUGAGGGUAAUAGCUCCUAAGCCUCCUGUCACUAUCCAUCUCUUCUAGUUUUCUCAGAGUCCUGUGAAUUCGCCUUCCGUUUUACCUGUCAUCUGUUCCGUUGGGCUCUUUCUCUGGUCCCAUUCCACCUCCGACAUUAUUCAGAAUAUGCUUGUCUCCCGUUUAACUCAGGGUUUUGUAUACAGUUUGAUGUCAUUUCAUGCUAAUUCGUUUUCUGUUGACAUUUAUUCUCCCAUUUUGAGUUUCUUUCUUUUUCUCGGUAGUGUUUCUUUCGAUGUUCUGACGUUGGCCUCUCUCUCUCUCUCUCUCUCUCUCUCUCUCUCUCUAGUGAUAUGUGGUGGUGCCAGUUCUCGCCUCUGGAUACUUAGAACCUUUGCUACAGCAAAACCUGAGAGACUUGUAGUUCCAAGGAAGUGAGUUGGAUUCAUCUUCACCUCUUUCUUUACACUUUUCAAAUUGAAGUUGCAUGUGGUUUCGAAAUUUGGUGGAGCAAAUGAUAAUGGGUCAGAGUUAUUUCUGCGUAUAGACAGCUUAAUGCCUCGAGAAAUUUAGUUUGGAUGAUUUGACUUUAUUCAUUAGGAUAUCAUUUUCUAGAAAUAAAGGAUCUAUUUCUCAGUGAAUAUCGCUCUCUGAAGGUCUUUCAUUAGGAUGAAGUUUCCUGGGAAAAUAUAUAUUCAUGUGAAAGAAUCCAGAGGUUUAUACCAUUUGCAAUCUGUCACCAUUCAUUGCUGUUUUCUUGCAGGAAAAGGAGAUUAGAUGAAGUAUGCCUUGAGAGAUAUCAACAAUAUAGCCGUACCUUCAUUCAGUCAUGGAUCUUACAAGGUCAGUAACCAAAGCAUAGUUACGUUUUGGCUGAUCGUAAUGGCAAGUUGAUUUACUAUUAGUUUAAUGAUAGCUACUCUUGAAAGCAUGCGUGCUUUGAUCUUCUCAAAAAUAUUGGUUAGUCUGUGGAUGCAAAUUGGAUAUAAACUACAAGUUUUGAAGUCUCUGGUGACUGUAACCGGAUUCUUUUGGUGCUCAUUUCUGCAUAGAAACGAGUAGAUGUGCCUUUUUGACUUUCUGUGUACUUUGUUUGUAGUGCAUAUGUUCUUUAGUAGUAGUGAUCAAAUCUCUGUUCAAUAGGAAACUUCCCCAAACCUGACUUUGUCUCUUCCAUCUUUUCCAAUGGUAUGAAUUCCAGGCAAAGUUUUUGUGGAUGGAAGGGUGGUAAAUAAAGCAGGAACUCUUGUCUCUGAUAAAUCAACUGUGGAGAUUAAAGCUGAAGUUCCAAAAUAUGUCUGUAGGUGAUGAGCAAUCAAUACUUUCCAUAAUUUGAAAUAGUGUAAUCACAUUUUAGGUCUGUGAUAGAAAAUCUAUUAAUACGUGUUUUAAUUUAUCUGUUUUUAUAUCCUUGUCUCCAGAGCAGGAUACAAGCUGGAGGCGGCAAUUGAACAACUAAAUGUAAACGUUUCUGGAAAAGUAGCUCUUGACUCCGGGCUCUCGACUGGUGGAUUCACUGAUUGCUUGCUUCAAUAUGGUGCAUCUUUUGUUUACGGUGUUGAUGUCGGUUAUGGACAGGUAUUGUUGUUGGUGAUGCAUGAAUUCAAUUCUCAUGUCCAAUCCUAAAAGCCAGAAGGUGUGAGGUUUUCAAUACAUGUUGUUUGUCAUAGAUUUUCGAUAGAUCUGCUUGGAAAAUUAAGUAUAUUGGUGGACAAAAUCCUCUGACUCAUUUCAAGGAAUAUCCUCUAAAUUCAAACGUCUAAAAGCUAGGCAGACUUGUGAGUGAUCUCAUUUAUUGAUAGAAGAGUGCUCUGUGUUAUUGAGGGAAACAGAAGCCUUAUAGAGAGUGGCUAUUGUUUUUGUUUCCUAUCAUUUCUUAUCACAGAAAAUGUCUCAAGACAGACUAUGUUGCACACUUUUUGCCCCUUUUGCUUCUGAUGUCAUGGAACUCCUUGUGAAAAAGAAUAGUCUAUCGGUAUUGCUGUAUGUGUUUAGUUCUGGGUCUCAUCUUAUAAGAUAGUAAUGUGGAAUAUUAUUUUUAAAUCAGUACAAAAACUGUAUGGCCUUCCGAAAAUGCAGAAAGAAAGCUAAACUGGUCUGUCAAUCACCAUAAUGCUGCUUAAUUCAUCCUCACGAAAAUAUCAAUUGUUAGACGUUUGAUUACUAUUAUUGAUAGUUCCUUUCUUAUCUUUUGCUUCCUAAUCCAGUCAUUAUUCCCAGGUGAUAAUGUGAGUUUAAUUUAUACUCUUAUUCCUAAAUUUUAUGAUGUAUACAUUGGUUUGCUCAAGACCUAGAUGAAAUUCUACAAGUAAAAAUCCAAAAUACGAAUUCGUAGGGUUUUUUUUUUUGCUAGAGGUAUCUGUAUCUAUCAACAUUAAGUUCGGACUCGAUGACAUCUGAAAACCCGUUUUACAUCCGAUUAAGUUUUUUUUUUAAUUCAGGAUAGAAUAAAAAGUAAACAUGUAGAACAUUAUAUCAUCUUCUCAGAGUCUUGAUAAUGAAGGGAAGAGAUUCCGUCCUUUAAUAGAUUUUGAAACUUAGUAACCCGCAUUAGUUGAUUGUUAAGGCACAUUUGAUCUUCUCUGUAGUCUCUGGUAUCUUCUGUAAGAAAAUGACACUGCAUGUCAGAACGCUUUAUCCAUUGUGAUUUUUAAGACUCAAAUGUCAUCCGACUGUGGAAUAUCUUGCAUGAAAUUCAAUCAUGCUGGCUAACAAUUAUAUCCACAUUAAGUUUGAAACCUGGAAAAUAAAUUACUCUAAUUUGAUUGUCAAACGCAAACGAUCUACAGUGGCUCUAAGAAUGGAUCAACGAGAAAAGCACAUCUAGUUAAUUAUUCGGGGAUAGCUCACUCUUACCGAUUGACGGAGAUUUCCAAGUUUGAUUCCUGAAACAAAAGGCAUUAAAAUGCCCUUGAAAGAACUUUUACAUUGGUUUAAGAUAUUAAAUUUCGUAUAACUUUUUUCUUUUUCGUUUGAUGACACAUCGAAAAAUGCAAGAGAAUUGAUGUAAUAGAAGGUGCCAAAUGAGAAUGUAGUUUUUUUGUUAAUGUUGUGUGCCUGAUUCAGCUAUCAUUCUUGCAACCUGUUAUCCGAACUUGACGAUAAUAUGAGAUACAAUUGACUGGAGAGCAUAUUUACCUCCUCUUCCUUUUUGUGACCUUGGCAGUGAUGAGUGAACGACCAAGAUGCCUGAGGUGUUGCUCAAUGUUUCUGAGUUCAGUGAUGAAAAUGUUUUCAUCUAUGUUAGACAAUAUUUUAGCGAAACUAUAUUUCUAAGUUUUAACACUUUAUGAUUAGUACAGAAUUUUCAAACGUGAAAAUAUCACAUUGUCAAACGUGAUUUGUGUUGAAAAGUUUUAGGGACAGAUUUGAAAUUGCAUGUGAUAAAGUAUAUAUCACAUUGUCAUUUCUUGUAGGUAAACUAUUACUUUUAGAAUUUUGUGAUAGAAGAAAUUUGCAAUUUCAGCAUGAAGUUUGAGAGACCAAUCUCCAGGAUUUGAUGCGCUGAUGAUUUACAUUUAGAGAUGUACCUCUGAGGUGUAAAAGUUAGAAGGCUAUGAACCAAAGAGUUAUGACGACUGGUUCUAAUCCGAUUGCUGUAGAAUGGAGUAUCUUCACCCUAGGAUUGUACUCGUAGCUCUUUACUUGAGCAUAAAAUGAGCGUGAUGAAUAUUUUAGUUCUUUUAAGACUUCCCGUUUGAGAAUUUUUAUUUUUCUUCUUGCUGCCCUAUUUUCGUUGUAUUUUUCUUGAAAAUUCUAUUCUGUGCCUUAGAGUUCAUGCUCCUAAUGUUUUCACAGGUGGCUGAAAAAAUUCGGAAAGAUGAACGAGUAUGUAUUAUGGAGAGAAUUAAUUUAAGAUAUCUUCCAGGGCUCCCGCAGAAAGUGGAUUUGGUGACUCUAGACUUGUCUUUUAUUUCUAUACUUACGGUAAAGUUUUAAUACAGAAGAAAAUAUACCGAUUUAUUGUGGAAUGUUGCAUUCUAGUUGCAUAUGUUCUCAAACCUGAAUUUGACUCCACUUACUUUAAAUACAUAUAUUUCUAUCAACGUUAUACUACAUAUAAUGGUUGGUACAUACCUUGGUAUUUGUCUUGCUCGGGUUACAUGAGUUAGGAUGCCAUUAUGUAGUUAGUUCUCAACUCAUACGUCUUAAUUAAGUGAUAUUGGAAGAGUCUCCAAAUGAAGGGCCUCGAUUUUUUUUAAUUUUUCUGUUGCAAGCAUUCAGUCGAUUACUUGGGUGAACAAUAAAAUCACUUAACUUUUCGCAAUAAUAAUUCAAAACUUGAAUUAUGAAGAGAAAUAAUAAUAUCUGCUGAGGAAUCGGAUCUUAGGAAAACAUUUACCACAGAUGUACAGAAGUCGCACGGCCAAAGGAAAAUGAUCAAAAGCUUGUCUCUUUUUCAUUUUUGCAAAUCAUUGAAGGAAAAUGAGACUACCUCAAAGGUCUCCACCUAAAGAGACAAACCAAAGCCAGCGAUCACUAAAUGAACCCCCAAUACACAUGACUGUAUGUUUUAAUUCAAUCUUUAUUAAUGCUUAUGGUAUUUUUCAAUCCCUUUGGUCUGACGCAAUCACAAAUGGAUGACGGUGGCGUCUAAUAGAUCAAGUGAUUGGUUUUGUUAACCAGUGUUAGAGGACGUAAACCAAACUUGAUUUCCCCUCAGAAAGUUUCAUUAAUCGCGUGGGUAUGAAAACAGGGAUUUGGUUUCUUCAAUCAGAACAGAGCAUUGGCGAUAAGUGGGGGUUCGUUGAAGAAAAGAAUGAAGUAAAAAAAUGUUGUGAACAUUAACCGCCAUGGUAUAUUGGAAUCAGGUGCUCUUUCUCCAGGACAUCUUUUUUUCAAUCAUAUGAUGAAGAAUAUCUUCAUCCCUGUGGAAUCAGGCUGCAAGAAGUUGGUAACAUGGUCGACUUUGAAAUAUGUUCUCCUCUCUAAACAUGUGAGUCAGAAUAGGAUGCAGUUUAUUUCAUGUUUCAUCUUGGUUGGGUAAUUGGUUACCUCUAGCAUGCAAGGGAAGAAGAAACGAAUCUCUUCUUUUUAAGGUCCUAGGUCUUUGAGGGACUCCCUGAUGAUUCCUAUUUAAUGAAGUAUUGGAAAAAAAAAAUCUCGGAUAAAUGAUAAAUGUUGAUCCAUAGAUAAAGAAGACUAUUAUUUCACUGUCAUCAGCCUGGAAGUAGAUUAUAAAAAUGUGGAUAUGAUCGAUUGGUGUAUUAGUGUCUGAACAUAUGAUUACAUAGGAUCGAUGUAUGACAGUGGGCACUCUGUCCCAAUUCCCUCUGUAAAAUGCUGACUAAUUUGUUCAACAUUUCGUCUUUCCAUGAACAUAUGUCCUGUGUAACAUUAGGAUGGGAGAAGUUUCGGCUAAUUUGUUUAUCAGUCUCAAAGGGAACCUUAAUUAUCCAGGACUUGGUUGCUUCUCAAGGAUCAUAAACGAAGAGCAUCUCUCAACCCUAGACAGACAUUGAGUAGGUUAAACAGAGAUAGGAUCAGUUGUCGUUGUAGUCUCUUGUCGAAUUUCUGGUCAUGCGUAGGUGAAAAGUUCUAUGGAUAGAGCUUUUCAGGUGUAACUUGGGAGCUCAAGAUUGAAGGUAGUUUUUCUUGACACUCAAUGGCAGUAGAAGCUUGCAUCCUUGUGGAGUUUCUGAUGUGGAAUCAUCAGCUUCAUCGGAUAAAGAAUAUCCCUGGCUUUAUUUUCUAAGACUGUGUCCUGAUUACUUGACAUAGUGACGGAGAUGACGGAUCAGAAGCAUUCUUCUAGCUGCCAUGUGUUGGCCAUUUGGUGGUAUUUUGGGAUUUUCCAAGGAACUUUGUGGGGGCUUCUCUGUCAUCGGGGAUGUUGCUUCUUUGCUUUGCAUUUAUGUGUCUAUGCCAUAGUUGCUUGGAUAUUGAGACAAUAUCCGUUUGGCGCCGUAGAUGUUCUCAAGUGCUUAUCAUCUGUAAAAUAUGACCCUCUACAAGUCUUUCAUUAAAUUUUGCAUCUUUUUUGUUUUCUCUUUGAACCAUAGUUGUCCACACUGAGUCUGCCUCAUAACGGAUUGUCUGCUCCAGAAAUAGGCUUUGUCUGUUCAUUAUUUUUUGAAUCCCUGGCCCAUUUACUGUUCACUGCUUGAAAAGAGUCUCAGUUAUUCUGCAAUUCUCCUCCACUUCCAUGCCUUCUUGUUCACAGUUUUUUUUUUUUCCUUCGAUGGUUUCUUCCGCUAACUCAGGUGAUGCCUGCUGUGGUUACGGUCAUGAAGGAAAACUCUACCCUGGUUACGCUGGUUAAGCCUCAGUUUGAGGCACGGAGAUCUCAGGUUAAGCCUCUUCGUGUUACUUUGGUGCAUACAUGGUAGAGUUGCAUAUAUUAUUACUGGGUAGUCGUAAUGUGGGCUCUCUUCUUUUCACUGUAUAAUCCUCGAAUUUGUGCCAAACAUCAAUUAUCAUUCUCAUUCAAAAUCCAUUCUCAGUUGACUUGGGCUCACCACAGAUCUCCUAAGAUGAGAUGUGGCAGGAAUCAGCAGUUGUUCUUGCUGACUGUCAUGGCAAAAGGUUAGAUCAUUGCGUCCCAACCACUGACAAAGAUUAGUUUUCAGGGAGUGCUUGAUUCCAGGGUCUUAAAUGAUAGUAGUUAUAGAGGUUACCAAUUUAGUGUGGGUUGGGCACAAUUGCAAAUGAAACUGAGCUAUAUGAGUCUACGUAAAAACCCAUGGAGGUAAUAAUUUAUCCCUCUUGGAUAAAUUUAACAAUGCCAAUAACCGAAAAGCAAUAAAGUAAUCCAAGGACUACGCAUAUAUAUAUAUCUAAAACUUUGGCCCUGUACCAUCAAAUCUUUCCAAGGUUAGUAGUAAUCGAUUCUUCAGGGUGAGAGGGUUCUUCCCACCAAGUCUCCCACUAUUUCAUCUUUCUAAGCGCCAGUCUCUGCCUGCCAUGCCCACAUAAUCUGUCAGAUUUCAUAAUAUGUUCUCAUGUUUCUGUGCCUCAGAUUUAAUUACAUUCGGAGAAAGCUAACAUUUAUCUCAUAUAAAAGCAACUCUAAUUCUUCUUUAUAGCGUUGACUUUUUAUUUUUCUUCCAGGUGGGUGGAGGCGGAGUUGUUAGGGAUCCUCAAGUUCAUCAGGAAGUAUGGAUAUUUUUUUUUCCUUUUAUGGACGUACACUAAAUUAUAGAAAUGGCACACACAGCACCUUGUAAAACCUUCUAUAGGGUUAUUUUGGAGUAUCUCUCAAGUGAAAGUAUCCCCACUACUUUAUAAUUUAUUUAUUUAUAUUUGAAUAAUUUAUUUUUUAAUAUAUAAUGUGUUCUCAAAUCUGCUCUCAACUUUCUUGCUUUCUUUAGGCUCACUAUUUACAUAAGUAUACAUAACCGGAUUCGUUUCUUUGCGCACAUAUGGUGUCCAACAAUAGAAAAAAAUUCUCGCAUCAUAUCCUUCUACACAAGCUCCCGGUGACCAAUCCUAGGUUCAUUUUCACAAGGGGAAUGGAUUUUCUCUUCUCCAUGCCUUUCUGAGCUGCCGAUAUCUGGUUGCUAUGUACAGGUCCUUGCAAGGAUAACGAAGGGAGUGGAGGCCCUGGGCUUCUGCAGCGAAGGGUGGAUAGAGUCUCCCCUCAAGGGUGCAGAGGGGAAUACCGAGUUCCUGGUCUGUUUCCGACGAACACCGGAGAAGUCACCAUGA
Molecule: messenger RNA, 7708 nt
Organism: Spirodela intermedia
Lineage: Eukaryota; Viridiplantae; Streptophyta; Magnoliopsida; Alismatales; Araceae
Source: the annotation of a GenBank genome assembly